Molecule: messenger RNA, 2342 nt
Organism: Cotesia glomerata
Lineage: Eukaryota; Metazoa; Arthropoda; Insecta; Hymenoptera; Braconidae
Gene: Atg7
Product: ubiquitin-like modifier-activating enzyme atg7
Exons: 8
Coding region: 62-2176 (704 amino acids)
Biological process (GO): autophagosome assembly; protein modification by small protein conjugation; piecemeal microautophagy of the nucleus
Cellular component (GO): phagophore assembly site; cytoplasm
Molecular function (GO): Atg12 activating enzyme activity; Atg8 activating enzyme activity
Source: RefSeq, a predicted model, not a curated record
CUGAGAAAAAAUUAAAAUUAUUGAUCUUUAAAUUUUUACAAAAAAUAAUAAAUAAUCAAAAAUGUCAUUAGAUAUGGUUAAAUUUACAAAACUGCGUACGGCUAUUGAUCCAAGUUUUUGGGCUAAGUUAGCAGAAUUGAAAUUGGAUAAAUAUAAAUUGGAAGAUAAAACUGAAAUAUCCAUUUGGAGUGGUUAUAGCUUGGAUAAAGCAUAUGAGAACAGAACAAGUCCAAUGAUUCUUGAUUGCACAUCGUUUAAUGAAAACGUUGAAACAACAUCACUUAACGGAUCUGUUGUCUGUACUGGAAUACUCAUUAACACUAAUACUUUUGAAUCAUUCAGACAAACUCAACCAGAUAAAUUUAUUGAUUCACUUGGUAAACAUCUCAAAGAUGCUAUCAUUGAUGGGACAGCAUUAAAAGAACCUUGGCGACUUACUUUAUUUUUAUUAUUAUCAUACGCUGAUUUAAAAAAACACAGAUUUCAUUAUUGGGCAGCUUAUCCAACUUUAUUUAAUUUACCUGAAAUUCAUUAUGAUGGCCCCCAAACAAAAGCUACAGAAAUACUUUCAAGCAACGAUUUUAAUAAGCUCCAGACUAAUUUUAAUAGUUUGGACUCGAAAUUUAAAAGCUUUUUUGCUAUUUUAUUAUCCAGUGAUGGUUUAAAGAUUAUGACUUUGUUCGAAGGCGUUACUUAUGUUAACUCAUCACUAGUUAAAGCCAAAGAAACUAGUUGUGUUGAUCAAAAGCUGUAUUUUGCAUUUUAUGAUCCAUGUGAUACUCUUGAGCCAGGAUGGCCACUAAGAAAUCUUUUAUGUCUGUUAUUUUAUUCUUGCCCAGAUUUUACUUAUAAUAAAUCAAUAAAUAUAUUAUCUCUUCGUGGUAAAAAUUUAGAGUUGUCUAUUAUAUUUUCUAUAAAAACAAAAGGAGAUGAAAAAAUUUUGGAUAGAAAAGAAAUAAUCGAAGGACGACUAGUAGGAUGGGAAGCUAAUGUAAACGGUAAAAUGGGACCAAAUAUUGCUGAUCUAUCCGAAUCACUAGAUCCAAAUCGGAUGGCUGCUCGUGCAGUUGGUUUAAAUUUAAAACUUAUGAAGUGGCGAUUAGUUCCUGAUUUAGAUUUAGAAAAAGUCUCUAAACUUCGUUGUUUACUACUAGGAGCCGGUACUUUAGGUUGCUCAGUUGCAAGAGUAUUGAUUGGUUGGGGAAUUAAAAACAUAACAUUCGUUGAUAGUUCAACAGUAUCUCACAGUAAUACUGUUAGACAAAGUCUUUACACUCACGAAGAUGCAGUUAAUAAACGAUUGAAAGCUGAAGCAGCAAGAGAUGCACUUCUCCGAAUAUCUCCUACAUUUAAUGUUGAAGCCGUAGUCAUGCAUAUUCCAAUGCCUGGCCAUGUAGUAGGACAAAGUCUUCUAGCCUCGACUCAGACAGCCGUAAAAACACUAGAAAAAUUAGUUCAAAAUCAUGAUGUGAUAUUUUUAUUGCUUGAUUCACGUGAAGCACGUUGGUUACCUACAUUAUUAUGCGCAGUAUUUGACAAAAUGGCAAUAAACGCAGCUCUUGGUUUUGAUUCCUACACUGUACAACGUCACGGUACACGAAGAGUAACAGUAGCUACUUCUCCUGAUUUAACUCAAAAUUGUCCAUCUGGUGAAGAUCUCGGCUGUUAUUUUUGCAAUGAUGUAACGCAACCAGGAAAUUCCCAGGCUGAUAGAACUCUCGAUCAACAAUGUACAGUAAGUAGACCUGGAUUAUCAUCAAUUGCUGCUGGCCUUGCAGUUGAACUAAUGAUUGCUAUGACUCAACAUUCUAAAGGAAUUGGAGCCAACGCUUUUAUGGAUGAUGGUAGAAAUCAAUAUCGCUCUAGUGAAAGAGAGUCUUGUGAAGGCUUACUCGGAUUGAUUCCACAUACUUUGCGUGGUUCUCUUUGGAAUUAUGAGAUGCGGCUAACAAUUACUCAUAGAUUUCCAUCCUGCACGGCCUGUUCUAUACCAAUAAUUAAUGAAUACCGAAAACGUGGUUUUGAUUUUAUUCUUGAUGCUUGUAAUCAGCCUAAUUAUUUGGAACGAAUUGCUGGCUUAGAAGAUUUACUGAAAAGACCUAAUCUAGAUGAGCUGUGUUAUGCAAUAGAUAGUUCCGAUGAAGACAGUGAGAAUAUCAGUCUCACAAAAGUUUAGAAAUGGAUCUACAUUUUAUAAAUUAUCAUUUUUUAUAAACUUGUAAAAACUAUUAUUUUAUGAAUUACUCAUACAAGAUUUUUAUUUUGUUAUUUAAAUGAUAAGUAUAACCAAAAGUUUGUACGCAAUGUUAUAAUAUUUUACAUAUUAAUGUUUGUGAUAAAAA